GGUAGCAAAGUCAGUAACUAGCAAGGCACGUGCAUGCUUCACUCUUCUGUGUAGAUAGUUAGGAGUAGUUGGUUUAGAAAACAUGAAAAUGGAUCAACAGCCGCAAUCUUCUCCAAGUAGUAAUUCCGAUGAUAUGCCAAAUGAUCCCGGGAAAAUGUUUGUCGGAGGUCUCUCAUGGCAGACGACAGCAGAACGGCUGAGGGAAUUUUUCGAUUCAUUCGGGGAGGUUAAAGAAACUAUGGUUAUGAAAGAUCCGUCCACCAAACGAUCAAGGGGCUUUGGUUUUGUAACAUUCAGAGAUAUGGCUAGUGUAGACAAGGUGCUGAGUAGUGGACCUCAUGUUAUAGACUCAAAAACGGUCGAUCCUAAAUUGGCAUUUCCUCGUAAAGCGCAGCCUAAGAUGGUAACCAGAACUAAAAAGAUAUUUGUUGGUGGUCUAUCCGCUUCAACCACAGCAGAAGAAGUUAAAAAAUACUUUAGUCAAUUUGGACCCAUUGAAGAUGCUAUGCUGAUGUUUGACAAAUCAACAAAUAGGCAUCGAGGCUUUGGCUUUGUAACUUUUGAAACUGAAGAUGCAGUAGAAAAAGUCUGUGAAAUACAUUUCCAUGAAAUUAUGGGCAAAAUGGUAGAAUGUAAAAAAGCUCAGCCUAAAGAAGUUAUGCUACCAACACAAUUAGCACGGGGUAGAGGCUUAGCACGAGGUGCUUAUGUUACGGAAGAUGGUGAGCUGGUAUGGGAGGUGCCCAAUGAUGUGGUCAAUCUGCAGGAUAUGUGUUACUUACCAGGCAUUCCCGGAUUUGCCGCCUAUGGUCGAGGAAUCCCUGCUUUCAGCCCCGCAGGCUAUUACUACCCAGGAGGCUUCCCUGGUUAUAGUUAUCUUUCCUUGCCUGGUGCUGCUGGUCAUGCAGAAAGGACAACGUCCCCUGCUUUCUAUGCUGAUUUGAAUUCCGCUAACCAUGCUGCGCUGGCCGCAGCCCAAAUACAGAGAAGUGAAACCUCACCACUACCAAUAAGUACAUCACCUCUACAACGAGAUUCACUUCAGCGAAAUCCUGGAUUGGCUGCAGCAGCUGCUGCAAUGAUGAGUAAUUUUGCUGGCCAACCAACUUUCACAACUGCAACAUCUCCACGUGGGUAUCCAGGAGCUAGUAGCCCUGGUCCAUUAGAUCUCUACGCAGCAGCACAAGAAGGGUAUGGGUAUGUUCAGGCCACAAGUCCACAACCUGCUGGAUUUGCUCCUAAUUUAUUAGGCAGGGCCCCCUUGAUUGCCACAAGUUUCCAAAAUGGCUACCACUGAUCAAGGAUUCAGGAUUGAAGAAUAUAGGAUCGAUAAAAGCAACUAAGCGGAUCCAUUUUAACAGGAAGAAAUUUCUAAGAGACAGGGAAAUUUGAAGCUGCUGUAUUGUAAUAUAAGGGAUCCAUUUGUCUCAAGGGAGCUAACCCAGUUUACCAUGCAAAUUAAUCUGGAGUUGCCUCCCAUUGAUGUGCUGUAUGGGGUAUAAUAUAUUAUAUUCCCCUUGUUAUUGUGCUGUGUCAUGUGACUCAUUCUGUAUAUACCUAUAUAUGUAAAUGUAUUUUAAUGUUGUGAAUUUUUUCUUUUUAAAAUGCUUAAAUAUUUUAUUUGAUUUUUUCGUACUGUUCCAUUUUUUUCAUGGAACUCGUCCAAUUAAUUUGUAUUGUUUUGUCUGAUGGAAAUUUUUAUGAACAUUUCUUUUUUGUCUAGUGUUAUUUGUUAUACACAAAACCAACAAAAUAACCACAUUUUGUUUUUAUGUAAAUAUUUUUACAAGUUAUCUUUUUUUUUAAAAUUUGGAAUCCUUAUCUUUGUGUUCAUUCAUGACAAUUUUUUUUUUAUAUAUAUAUAAAAAUUUUAGUUAUUUUUGUGCAUUGAAAAAUUACGCUUAAACUAUUCUUUAAGUAAAAUUUAAACUUUUUGAAUUUUACUGAAAUAAUAAGUUUUUAAAAUUUUGGGGAAAUAGUAGGAUAAUUUUAAAAUUUUUAUUUCUAUUUAUUUUGCUUUACAUAAUAAACCCGUUUUAUGUAGUAAAUAGACCGGUAAAAUAUAUCAUUACACUAUUUUGGCUGACCAGUUAUUUAUAUUUGCUGUGUUGGUAUAAUAGCAAUAAAAGUAUAGUAUAUAUACAAAGAAAGCAUUAGAUUAGGUAGAAUGUACCAUGACAAUGUAAUUGUUUUGAUAAAAAAAAUAUAAAAUGACGCAUCAUGGAAACUCAACAUGACACAGUACCAACCAAAUGCUGAGUUUCAAAUCUUUUUUGGAAAAUUUUACAAGGAAAGCAAUACAUUUUUUUUGUAAAUAAACUUUGUUGAUAAAUACAGUUAUAUAAAUAUUAUAUAUAUAUAUGGUUUAACUGAUAUACAUAUUAUACAUAUAUCUUAUAUCUAUAUAUAUAUAUAUAUUAAUCUUGUGGAUAUGAUGACAUUAUACCUCUUAAACAUUGAUAUAUACGUUAUUAUAUUAUGAUUCUUCUAUGUUGUUCAAGUCAAGGUACACUGCAUGUGAAAAAAAGCCAAAAAUCAUUAAAUAUAUUAUUACUAUAUAUUAGUGUAGAAUUAGACAAAAUUAGAUACAGAUCUUACCUAGUUGUUGCUGAUGAGCAGUUCUUUAAGUCUUAAUUUACAUAUUCUUAAAUUCCUUAAUGCAUUUUUUCAAAGGGGUAUAACAAAUAGGCAUCAUUAACAUGUAUCUCAUCAGCACCAACUAGUAAAGUUCUCGAGUGAAUUUAGGCAUAUUUAUAAAAAAAUAUUUCAGAAUCUCACUUAGCGUGUGUGAUUUUAGAUUAUUUAUAAACCUUGUUUACAUGACGCAACACGAACAAAUAAAGUCUAUAAAAUGGUUUUGAUUUCUUUAUAUAUACUUCUGUUAUAUAUUUCUUUGUAUGUGUGUUAACAAAAUCUAAGCAUGUUCAUAGACAUAAGCUGGUGUUGAUCCAUUUCAUUAUAGGAACAUUGAUUGUUGCUUCUUCUUUAACACAUAUAAAAGUGAAUUCAUUGUUCAUUGAUUGCUAAUAUAUACGAACAAACUACUCAUACAAAUUAUUAAUUGAAAUAUGUAAUGUUAUACUACUUUGUGGAUUUAUUGAUUUGAUACGUUUUAUUAUAUACUGUUACUUAUAAUAUAUUAUAUAUAUAUAUACAUGUAUACACUCGCCAUACUUUUCAUUUUACCACAUGUAUAUUUAACAUUGUAAUGUAAUGGAAUUUUGACUUGUUGACCAGAUUUUUUGGUAACUAUGUUAUAUAUUAUGCCCUUUAACAUUUUAUUAUAUUCAUAUUAUAUCUUGUACAGUUGUUCCCCCUUUCUUUAAAUGGCUCUAUGUAUGUAUAACCAAUGGUAGUAAUUAGUUAAUGUGCACGCUGAUCUGUAUAUAUACACUACUCGCUUAAUAGUUCCUGAAAAAAAGUAUCUCUCCACCAUAUACUUGUGAUAAAUGUUUAUAUACUAAGAUAGGGUUCCAGCUUCAACAUCAUAUUGUUUUGUUAGUAAGGGAUUUGAUUUGAUUUUUCUCAAGGGAAGAGAUCAAAGGGGAUUCAACCCUUGUCAUUUUCUUUAUUUACUAUAUACGCAUAUCAAGAUCUGGUUUCUUUUUUUAUUCUAUAUAUUUUAUUAUUUUCAUCAUUUGCUAAAAAUUAGGAUCUUGCCAAUACUUCAACAGUUCAAUGAAUUUUUUUUGACAGGUUUUAUUAUGAGAUGUUUUCAUGAGAUGAGACAAUUUAUAAUCACUAAAUUAUUUUAGGAAAUUUGCUAGAAUGAUGAUUUGUAUUUUGAGAUAGUGCACCCCUUUGAAAAGAAGCACAUGGGUAAUCCAUAUACUAAUUUAAAAAAAUAAAUUUCCUUCCAAAUUAAUUUCAAUAAAAUUCUUUGUUGAUGGAACAGCAAAUAAUAAAUAAUGUUUAGAUUAGGUAAUGGCAAAAAACAUUCCCUCAGGAAGAACACCGUUGUUAGGAAUGAUGGAACAAAUAUGGAAUAUUCUGAUUGAUCUUAGUUCGAUAGUAAAAAUUGAAUCAGAGCUUACUGAAUGAAGUCCAGUAUAAAAUAUAUAAUCUCUGAUAAGUAUAUUCCAUAUUUAUAAUUCAUUAUAUUCCUGUCUGUUAGUGACGAGAAGCUUAAAGUAGACUUAGAAAAUGUAGAUCUAGAAGAGAGUUUAUUAUGUGUCAACAAAUCAGUUUUUGAAAAAGUGCUAAAAUUUAUACUUUAUUAUAACCUAGCUGAGAAAUUAUUAAGAAAAUGAUUUUUGAUUUUGUGAAGCAGUAGAAAGCGAAAGCGUAUAUGAAUGAAUUAGAAAAAUAAUGUAUCCAUAAGCAAUAAAUUUUAGAGAGCUAGGAAUCUAAUAAUUGUAGUUGAACAACUAACGAAGCUAUAAUGAUCUCAUUUUAUAAAAGGCCACGUAUUCAAUGUGUUAAUUGUUUCAAAUUUUGAUGUGAAUACAAUGGUCUUGUUUUCUGUUAUAAACUUUUUUUAAUUCUUUUUUUUUCGCUGUGUGAAAAUUUAAUCCUUUAUGAUCUUAAGCAAAUCUUUCAACCAUUUUAAAGACACUUGCCAUAAGAUAAACGAAUAAAAAUACACUGAUUGAUUAAAAUAAGUUAAUGAAUUAUCUUUGAAUUGCACACUGGAUGAGUUAACUUAAUACAUUUCAAAGUCAAAAUACCCAUCUAAUUCUAUACCAGAUAAUUAUAAUAAUAGUGGGUACUGGAUGAUACUGACUUCGUUGGGUCAAUAUACAUUAAAUAUCAGAAUUCAAGACCAGAUUAUGUUUAUCUAGAAAGUAGAAAGCUGUACUAAUUAUCUGUAAAUAAAUGAAAUUGAAGUGCCAGAUCAUUUGAAGUUUUUGUAUUCAUCAAAUUAAAUAGAGAUAGGUAGUGUAAUAUUUGUGUAUUGAACAACUGGACAGAUUGGGUCACCAUCUAGCAGCAUGGAUUGUAAAAAUAAAGUUACCUCCCCUUGGUUACAGUUUAUAGUCAGUCAGCAAGAUGUUGGUUGUUUUUUUGGUGGGGGGUGGGUGUCUUCAAAAUCCGAUUAACAAAAGCUCUUUUACUUACAGUAAUUGAUGAUUAUUUAUUAUUGUAUUACUACUAAUUUAAUUAGAUAGUGGAGAUAUGUAGAUUAAUUCCUGUAAACAUUGAAAUGAGAGAAGAUAAAGUUAUAAUUCUUAUAUCAUGUAUCCUUCACUUGAUUUGUUUAAUGGUAAAUACAGUGGUCACAUUUGCUGAAAUCUGCAAAAAUUAAUAUGUAUUUUAUCUAUUAAUUCAAAUCAAGAAGGAUUAUCAUAAUUAGUAGGGGGAAAUAUGGUAGCUAGAUGUGGACAUAAUCUGUCUAAAAUUAGGGUAAAAAUUAUAAACAUCACAACACAUUUCACUCAACAACAUGUGCCAAAGGACGUCACGACUUACUGUUCAUAUUUAUAUUCUUGUACACUCUAGUCUCAGAAAAUGGUCUUCAAAAUCAUAUCCUAUACCUGCUUUAGAAAACUAAUAUAUUGAAUGGAUCUUAGAUUUAUCCACAUAUAUAGUAGUACCAUAUAGAAAAUAUAAUAGAAUAAAGAAUUUUUUUAGGCAGCUGGACUUUUUGUAAUUUUGUUUUGACUGUUAUCAUUGUCAUGCUCAAGAAUCCUAUUAUGCAAUUGUAAUUGUUUUCUUAUUUAUUUACUCCCAUGAAUUAAGUUCUUCAAUUUAUUCUAAAAGACCAUUCUGAGACCAUUCUGAGACUAUUAUGUACAAGGUGUGAUUUAGUGUAUAUGUAGCAAUACUGGGUAGCCAUAGAUAAAUGUAAUUGUAGUUUUGAUCAAUGAUAUAGUAAUAUAUUAACUUUUGUUGCAAACAGUAACUAUGGAAACUGUGAUACAUUUCGAAAAAAAAAAUUGUAAAUUCUCCAAGCUUGUUGAUUUGAAACAUAAAGGAAAGUAAGAAAGAUAUGAAAUAUUUUUAUUUGUCUAGUUUAGAAUAUAGUUUUGUUUGUUUUACAUGUCACAUGCCCUUUAAGCAGUCACUGGUGUCAAAAAUAAAUUUCGGAAGAAAUACAAAAUUGAAAAAUGUGUAUAUUAAGAUAGCUGAGUAAAAAAUAAUCUACAUAUAUAUGUAAACAAACACAAUUAUUAAUACAUUAAUCCAACUCGGACACAUGAUUUAUUAAGGUACAAUUCUGUUAGAUUAUUAAAAUGGUAAAAUAUGUCAUUCUGAUUAUACAGCCGGAUUAUAAACCAGUGAUGCUUUAAAGGACAGUACAUAAUUUAUACCUAAAAACGUCCAGUGUGUUCGAGAUAUAUAAACUAUUAUUAUUAUUAUAUUAUAUCAUGCAGGGAGUGAAAGACCAUUGUGUAUGUUUUUCUUGUUCUAUAUAUGUAUAUAUACAUAUAUAAAGUCAAUCUGUCUUGUGGCUCAUCAGUGUUCUUGUGCACACACACAUACACAUUUUUUUCUGAAUAAUAAAAAUGGUUGAUUUACGAA
Patella vulgata (common limpet) is the source of this 6462-nucleotide messenger RNA. Its product is annotated as RNA-binding protein Musashi homolog 2. The record is from RefSeq and is a predicted model, not a curated record. Gene Ontology annotation, cellular component: cytoplasm. The transcript is spliced from 15 exons. NCBI's taxonomy places the organism in Eukaryota, Metazoa, Mollusca, Gastropoda, Patellidae. The coding region runs from base 83 to 1297 and encodes 404 amino acids. Gene Ontology annotation, molecular function: RNA binding.